Molecule: messenger RNA, 800 nt
Organism: Branchiostoma belcheri (Belcher's lancelet)
Lineage: Eukaryota; Metazoa; Chordata; Leptocardii; Amphioxiformes; Branchiostomatidae
Product: B9 domain-containing protein 1-like
Exons: 7
Coding region: 48-665 (205 amino acids)
Biological process (GO): cilium assembly
Cellular component (GO): MKS complex
Source: RefSeq, a predicted model, not a curated record
UUGGUCGGUCGCAAAGCAUAGUGGGACAUAUUUUCGGAAACAUCAACAUGGCGGGCAACCCAACCGUGUUUUUGUUGAUGGUCAGUGGGCAGAUUGAGAGCGCAGAGUUUCCCGAGUUUGACGACAUCUACUGCCGGUACUGCUGGGUGUACGGCCAGGACUGGGUCAUCACUUCUGGUUUGGAGGAAGGCAUCACACAGGUGACUAAGAAAAGUCACGAUGACAGGAAACUCUUUGUGUGGAACUUCCCCUUGGAGGUGACCUUCAAGAGCACCAACCCACAUGGGUGGCCACAGUUGGUGGUGAGUGCGUACGGUCAGGAUGCCUUUGGUCGGGACGUGGUGCGUGGAUACAGCGCUGUUCACAUACCUGUCACACCUGGACAACACACCAGGACGUUACCAAUGUUUGUGCCAGAGUCUACUUCAAAGCUACAGAAGUUUGUUAGUUGGUUCUUGGGAAGGAGACCUGAGUACGUUGACCCCAAAGUGGUUGCACAGGGGGAGGGAAGAGAAGUAACGAGAGUGAGAAGUCAGGGAAAAGUCCGAGUGUCCUUCAAUGUCGUCACCAAGGACAUGAAGAAGCUUGGUUAUGACACCACACCUACAGACGCUGGCGCCUCAACACAGCCUGCAGCUACAGGCAUCGUACCUGGUGCCUCAUAGUCUUCUCAUUGUAAAAAUCAUAUUUUUUACUGGUCUUCCUUUUUGUAGAAAAAACUGUAAUAAGAUUGUUGCCUUGUCCAAAUGAUAAUUUUUGUCUCAUCAGAUUGUUUUAGAAUCAGACAUGUACACAAAUGU